AUGCGCAAUGCACAACAACUCGAUACCUUCCACCACCACCUCAACAAUGAGGUUGGUGCUGGCAACUACACCCUCUUCACCAACGAUCCAAGAGCAACCACUGCCGACCCGGUUCACCGUCGGCACUGCGGGGUAGCCAGCUUCUUUCACAAGUCCUUGCCUGGCUACUCCACCUUGGUUCACGUGUCCAACCACGAUAUCCCGGGCCGUUACCUGGUGGUCAGAGCAUUGUGGAGUGACCUGCCGGUGUACAUUCACAAUGUCUAUGCUCCUGUGGAGCCCCUUCUCCGGGGUGAUUUCUUCGCAUCACUGCCUCGUGACUUUGAGCCCAACAGCCUUCACGUGGUGGGUGGCGACUUCAAUAUGCCACUGCUUUCAUCCCUCGAUGCCACGACCCUGCACUCAAGUCAGGGGAGUGGCAGAACGGACUGUGUGGAGUGGCUCACAGCACUGGGUGUGGUUGAUGUGUGGCGCCAGCUCAAUCCAUCCACACGUCUGUUUAGUGGCCCUGGGCGGGUCAACCGGCUAGACUACCUCUUCUUGGAUAGCGCGAUGGCAUCCCAUCUCAACCCCGUGGCCACAUAUGACCCGAACGGCUAUGGUGGUGACCAUCUCGCCCACACUGUGACUCUAUCCCAAAGUCUCUGCACCACUACCAAGGGCUACUGGCGACUACCACGAGAGCUGCUGUCCGAUCCCAACAUCCAACGUGCCAUCACCAUGGAGGCCACCACUCUUCUUGGCAAGAUGCGAGCUGACGAGACCCUCAACCAUGCUCAUCAAAUGCCAUCGGCUACACAUCGAAUCGGCUAA
Molecule: messenger RNA, 813 nt
Organism: Aphanomyces astaci
Lineage: Eukaryota; Oomycota; Saprolegniomycetes; Saprolegniales; Verrucalvaceae
Exons: 2
Coding region: 1-813 (270 amino acids)
Source: RefSeq, a predicted model, not a curated record